Manacus vitellinus (golden-collared manakin) is the source of this 5278-nucleotide messenger RNA. RefSeq names its product YTH domain containing 2 (gene YTHDC2). NCBI's taxonomy places the organism in Eukaryota, Metazoa, Chordata, Aves, Passeriformes, Pipridae. Gene Ontology annotation, molecular function: RNA binding; ATP binding. The record is from RefSeq and is a predicted model, not a curated record. Gene Ontology annotation, cellular component: intracellular anatomical structure.
AUGUCGCGACACAGGAGGGUGCCGCGGCGACAGCCCCAGCGGGACGGGGGCUCGGCUGCGGCGGCGAGCGCGGUGCGGGCCCGAGCCGAGGGGCUGAGGGACGUCCGCGUGGACGAGGAGGUGGAGAUGGCGGUGCAGCUCGCCUUGGAGCGGUUCCGCAGCGGGGAGGAGGCGGAGAUGGAAUUUCCUUCUAGUUUCACUAGUACUGAAAGAGCAUUUGUUCACCAGCUCUGUCAGUCUCUUGGACUGGUAUCUAAAAGUAAAGGAAAAGGAGCAAAUCGAUACCUGACUGUAAGGAAGAAGGAUGUAUCAGAACUAACACAUGCAGUAAUGACUUGUGACUUGGCUCUCCGUACAAAACAGGCAGUUCGGAGUUUAAUUCAGAGUUUUCCCGUCACAAAUAAAGAACGCACGGAACUUCUACCGAAGACGGAGCGAGGAAACACAUGUGCUGUUGAAUCUGAAAACAAAGAAGUGAACAAGACAAGUGGACGACUUAAUGAUGGUAUCCCCCAAGUUCCAGUGAAAAGAGGGGAAUCAGAGUUUGAUACCUUCAGGCAGUCAUUACCAGUUUUUGAAAAACAGGAGGAAAUUGUCAAAAUUAUAAAGGACAAUAAAAUUGUUUUGAUUAUUGGAGAGACUGGAUCAGGAAAAACUACUCAAAUCCCUCAGUUUAUUCUUGACGACUGUUACAAAAAUGGAACUCCUUGUCGUGUAUUUUGCACUCAGCCAAGACGUUUAGCAGCUGUUGCUGUGGCUGAAAGAGUGGCAGCAGAAAGAAGAGAAAAGAUUGGCCAGACAAUUGGUUAUCAGAUCCGCUUGGAAAGCAGGGUUUCUCCAAAGACACUGGUAACGUUUUGCACUAAUGACAUGCUGCUUCGCACGCUGAUGGCAGGAGACAGCACUUUGUCAACCGUGACACAUGUUAUUGUGGAUGAAGUACAUGAGAGGGAUAGAUUCAGUGACUUCUUGUUAAUAAAACUGAGAGAUGUAUUGCAAAACCAGAAUAGUUUAAGAUUAAUUAUUUCUAGUGCUGCUCUAGAUGCAAAUCUUUUUAUUAGGUAUUUUGGAAGUUGCCCUGUCAUACACAUCCAAGAAAGACCUUUUGAAGUUAAAGAGAUGUUUCUGGAGGACAUUUUACGAAGCACUGGGUAUACAAAUAAAGAGAUGGUCAAGUACAAAAAGGAGAAGCAGCAAGAAGAGAAACAGAAAAACACUCUCACUGAGUGGUGUUCUCCUCAGGAAAAUACUAGCAAACUGAAACCUCAGAGACAAAAAUCUGUGCCAAGGGCAACUGAAGAGUAUCAUAUGUUGGAUGAUGGUGGUGACACAGUAUUUAAUCAACUGACUGAAAAAGAUGUGAAUUGCCUUGAACCGUGGCUAGUAAAAGAAAUGGACUCUUGUCUUUCUGACAUCUGGUUGCAUAAAGAUAUUGAUUCCUUUGCUCAGGUGUUUCAUCUCAUUUUAACUGAAAAUGUCAGCGUUGAUUAUAGGCACAGUGAAACAAGCGCGACUGCUCUAAUGAUUGCUUCAGGGAGAGGCUUUUUGAGUCAAGUGGAACAGCUGAUCAGUAUGGGAGCAAGUAUCCACUGCAAAUCAUCCAAUGGCUGGAUGGCUAUUGACUGGGCUAAGCGCUUUGGACAGACAGAAGUUGUUGACCUGUUGGAAUCUUACAGUGCUUCAUUUGGAUUUGGAAAGCUGGAUGAAAGUUCUCUGGUCCAAACAAGUGGUAAUGACCUUAGUGCAGAGGACAGAGAGCUGUUGUCAGCUUAUCAUCACAGUUUUGAUGAUGAAAAAGUGGAUCUGGAUCUGAUUAUGCACUUACUGCAUAACAUCUGUCAUAGCUGUGAUGCAGGAGCAAUUUUAAUAUUUCUUCCUGGAUAUGACGAGAUAGUGAAUCUGAGGGACCGUAUUGUUUUUGAUGACAAGAGGUUUGCUGAUAAUGCUCACAGAUACCAAGUUUUCAUGCUUCAUUCAAGUGUGCAGACUUUGGAUCAGAAGAAAGUGCUUGAAAGUCCACCUUCUGGCAUCCGCAAAAUAAUUCUUUCUACAAAUAUCGCAGAAACCAGCAUAACAGUCAAUGAUGUUGUAUUUGUUAUUGACUCGGGCAAGGUGAAAGAGAAGUCUUUUGAUGCACUGAGUCAUGUUGCAAUGCUAAAAACGGCAUGGAUUUCGAAAGCCAGCGCUAUCCAGAGAAAAGGCAGGGCUGGGCGCUGUCAGCCUGGAGUCUGUUUUCGUCUCUUCAGCAGGCUCCGAUUUCAGAAGAUGUUGGAAUUUCAGACUCCAGAGCUUCUAAGAAUGCCACUUCAGGAGAUUUGUUUAUACACAAAACUGCUGGCUCCAAUUAAUUGUCCAAUUGUAGACUUUCUUAUGAAAGCUCCUGAUCCUCCACCUGCUGUAAUUGUGAGAAAUGCUGUGCAAAUGCUUAUGACAAUAGAUGCUAUGGACCCUUGGGAAGAUCUCACUGAACUUGGUUAUCAUCUCACUGAAUUACCAGUAGAGCCACACCUUGGUAAAAUGGUGUUGUAUGCAGUUGUUUUGAAGUGCCUGGACCCUGUUCUUACCAUCGCUUGUGCUCUGGCCUGUCAGGACCCUUUUGUCCUGCCCACUCUGGCCUCUCAGAAGCGUGCAGCCAUGCUCUGCAGGAAACGCUUUGCUGCAGGGACCUUCAGCGACCACAUGGCCCUUCUCAGGGCUUUCCAGGCAUGGCAGAAGGCACGCAGUGACGGCUGGGAGAGAGCCUUCUGUGAAAAGAACUUCCUGUCACAGGCCACGAUGGAAAUCAUCGUAGGAAUGAGAACACAGUUGCUUGGCCAACUCAGAGCCUCGGGUUUUGUUAGAGCCAGAGGAGGAGCUGAUAUUAGAGAUGUUAAUACUAACUCGGAGAACUGGGCUGUAAUUAAAGCUGCCUUGGUGGCUGGGAUGUAUCCCAAUCUCGUGCAUGUAGACAGAGAAAGUCUGGUUUUGACUGAACCAAAGGAGAAGAAAGUGCGAUUUCAUCCUACCUCUGUUCUUAGUCAACCUCAGUAUAAAAAGAUUCCCCCGGCAAAUGGACAAGCUGCAGCCAUUCAGUCACUCCCUACAGACUGGCUUAUAUAUGAUGAAGUGACGAGAGCUCACAAGAUAGCAAACAUCAGGUGCUGCUCUGUUGUAACACCUGUCACUGUGUCACUCUUCUGUGGACCAGCCAGACUGCCAAGUAAUGCCUUGCAGGCUUCAUCAUCCUUCCGAGGGGGUGGGGUAUCUAAUGACAGCAGUGACAGUGAGAUGGAGGACAAAACAAUUGCUAAUUUGGCACUUCUGAAGCUGGAUGAAUGGCUCCAUCUCAAACUGGACCCUGAAGCUGCUGGAAUGCUCUUGCAACUCAGACAGAAGUGGCACAGCUUAUUCCUGCGUCGCAUGCGAGCUCCUUCUAAACCGUGGUCUCAAGUUGAUGAAACAACUGUAAGAGCAAUUACAGCUGUUUUAAGUGCUGAGGAACAGUCUGCAGGUUUGCAGCAGCCUUCAGGAAUUGGUCAGAGACCAAGGCCUGUGACUUGUGAAGAGCUUCCUUUGGCAUCUGCAUGGAGGUCAACCAACAUCAGAAAAGGCUCAGCAGAAACUGAAUUCUCUGACUCCUCUAAUGCUGAAAAAGUUUCAGUGAAACCUACACCUCCCACACUUCACCAGCCAAAGAAGUACAAAGAGAAAGAUAUUUUGCACUCCAAACGAUCUUCAGACGACAGGUCAUCUCAGUCAUCAGUGAAGCCUGCAGACAGCAGCAGCUAUCCCAGCCCUUGUGCUAGUCCUUCCUCUCCAGUAUCUGGAAAGGGUUCAAAAUCUCCUUCACCAAGACAAAAUAUGCCGGUUCGGUACUUCAUAAUGAAAAGUAGCAACUUGCAAAACAUUGAUAUUUCUCAACAGAAGGGUAUAUGGUCCACUACCCCAAGUAAUGAACGAAAACUGAACGGAGCCUUUUGGGAAAGCAACGUGGUUUACUUAAUAUUUUCUGUUCAAGGGUCUGGAUGCUUUCAGGGUUUUGCUAGAAUGGGUUCAGCGAUUGGGUGUGAGAAAAGUCAGGACUGGGGAUCUGCUGGUUUUGGAGGCGUUUUUAAGGUGGAGUGGAUCAGAAAAGAAAGCAUUCCUUUUCAGUUUGCACACCAUUUGCUCAACCCUUGGAACGACAGUAAGAAAGUACAAAUAAGCAGAGAUGGCCAGGAGCUGGAACCACAAGUUGGGGAGCAGUUGCUACAGCUUUGGGACCGUAUUCCUUUGGCAGGAAAAAAAAUGACUGAUCAUGUCAAGUAAUGUGAUGGAGGUGGUUAUUUCAUGUGUUGCUUGCUGGUUUUGGGGUAGAGGAAAAGCUGUCAACAUACAGUGUUGCUUUACAGUACUAUGUUUCCUUUGUAGCUUAUAGAAAAACAGAUGCACUUAUUACUAAAUAUUCUGUUCCUUUUGAUUUUUUCAGCUGGUUUAGGUUGUUGAAACAUCAGUCCUAACCACUAGAACAAGCAAUGUGUCUACAGUACAAAGGUGAGGAAGAAGGUGGCACAACAAGCUCCUGAAGCUAGAAGUGGAAAAAUAAGAGAGAAUUGUUUGAUUUCAGUGUUUCCUUGUCUUAAAAAAUGUGAUAAUACUAUUCGCCAGCCUGUUUUUGACUAAAUUUUUUUUACAGUAGUGUGCAGUUGAUAGUUAAAGACAUGGUUAAGUUCAAAACAAGGUUUGAAACAAUGGACUACAUAAAGGUUAUUUGUGGGUUUAAAAUAGCACAGCAGACAGUCUAAGUAUGCAGGUUACAGUUAAAGUUUUCUCAACCCAGGAAAAUGUAUGACAGUGUAAUGUUAAUCAAUUUUGCAGUUUGCGUAAAAAAAAACAUACUGUGAGAAUAGAUAUCUUCAAAUACAUUGGAAAGUUCCAUAAGUGUUUGUUGAACUUCUGUAUGCACAGUGAGGGAGAGCAGGAUAUAUUCAUAUAAACAACUAGGCAGCAGGAGAAUGUUAAUUUUUAAUUUAUUUUUAUUUAAUUAUUUUAAAACAUUAAUAUAAAUUAUUUUAAUUUAAUUAAUUUAAAUUUAAAUAGAGAAGGGAAAGGAGCAUGAGACUUUUGAGAUUGGAUAGGUCCAGUGAUGUUUCCAGUUCCAGUUAUUUGUCACCAGAAAGAGGUGACUCACACUGUCACCAGCUGAAACAGUCUUUCAGAGGCCUGCAGCCAAAUGGUACUCUUAAUUGUUCACUAACUUAGCACUGUUAGAAGAUUUCUUUAAAAAAAAUAAAAAAUAAGUACAGUACAACGUUCUUGA